Molecule: messenger RNA, 7139 nt
Organism: Macadamia integrifolia
Lineage: Eukaryota; Viridiplantae; Streptophyta; Magnoliopsida; Proteales; Proteaceae
Product: disease resistance protein L6-like
Exons: 5
Coding region: 355-4161 (1268 amino acids)
Biological process (GO): signal transduction; defense response
Molecular function (GO): ADP binding
Source: RefSeq, a predicted model, not a curated record
CGAGAGGAAUGGGGUGGGUUCACCAAGGCCUCCCAAUCUCUACCUCUCUUAGUCUUACGACACCCAAUACUGAGUCACUGGCAGUCCCUUUCGUUCUUGAAUUGCUUUCCCAUUCCUGUAGAAAAAAAAUGGGGAAAAUAUCUCAGGUCGAGGAAAGUUCCUUCGCCGUGGAUGAACGGGAACUCGGUUUCAAGACUUAUGGUAGCAUUUCAAUCAAACAUAAUCUAUUGAGAAGGAUAGCGUGUAAAUGAAGCAGCUUACAAGAUUUUAGCUUCAUCGAGCUCUGCAAUCGAAGAGUUCCCUGAUAUUUUACUUAGAAACGGAAAAAGAUUCGUAUUUCGGAGAGAAAUCUUGAUGGCAGCCUCUUCUAGGUCCUCAUCUGGUUGGAGUUAUGAUGUGUUCCUGAGUUUCAGAGGUGAAGACACUCGCAAUACCUUUGCCGGCCACCUCUACAAUGCGUUGGAUGACGCUGGAAUUCAUAUUUUCAAGGACGAUGAACGACUCCUCACGGGGGAGGAGAUCGGCCCAGAGCUACUAUCUGCGAUCGAAGAAUCGAGAAUCUCGAUCCCCAUCUUCUCGAAGAACUACGCUUCUAGUAAAUGGUGCCUCAAUGAACUCGUCAAGAUCGUUGAAUGCAGGAAAACCAUAAAUCAACUUGUCCUUCCCAUCUUCUACGAUGUUGAUCCAUCUGAUGUCCGUAACCACACUGGGAGCUAUGCGAAGGCUCUUUGGGAACACCAAAAAAAUUUCAAUCAGACAAUCAUAGAGGAGUGGAAAGAGGCUAUGAGAGAGGUUGGGGAAUUGAAGGGAUGGGAUUUGAAGAAAAUCGCUAACGGGCAUGAAGGGACAUUGGUAAAGUUAGUCGUUGUGGAAGUUUCCAAUAAAUUGAGAAAAGACGCCCAGAUUGUUUCUGAUGAUCUAGUUGGAAUCCAAUCUCAUGUAGAAAAAGUGAUGAGAUUAUUAGACAUUGAAUCAGAAGAUAUAAAGAUUGUGGGGGUCCAGGGGCUUGGUGGGAUUGGUAAGACAACUAUUGCCAAGGUUGUGUACAAUACAAUCUUGCAUCAGUUUGAAGGAUGUAGCUUUCUUGCAAAUGUUCGAGAAACUUCUCAACAUUAUAAAGGACUUAUCGAUUUGCAAAAUCAACUUGUCUCUAAUAUAUUGAAAGGAGCAAGAUUCAACUUCACUGAUGUAGAUGAAGGAAUUAAUGUGAUCAGAAAAAGACUUUGCCGGAAGAAAGUUCUUAUUAUUCUUGAUGAUGUGGAUCACAAAAUUCAAUUAGAUGCAUUAAUCAGGAAGCAUGGUUGGUUUGGUUUGGGAAGUAGGAUUAUAAUCACAACAAGAAAUGGGCAUAUCUUAGCUAGUCAUGAAGUGGAUGAGAUAUACGAGCCCAAUGAAAUGGGUGCAAAUCAAUCUCUUCAACUGUUUUCCAGGCAUGCCUUCAAAAGGGAUCAACCUCCGGACGACUAUCUAGAUCUCUCAAAAGACAUUGUAAACAAUACUGGAGGGCUUCCCUUGGCUCUUGAGGUUAUCGGUUCAUCUUUAUUUGAUAUGAGAAUAUCAGCAUGGCAGGAUACACUAAAGAUGUUGCAAGAUCAUAUUCUUCAUGAUGAAAUUCUGCAAAAGUUGAAAAUAAGUUAUGAUGGCUUAAAGGAUUCGGAGAAAGAGAUAUUUCUUGACAUUGCUUGCUUUUUCACUGAAAUGGAUAAAAGUGCUGCAUGUUUCAUAUGGCAACAUUGCAAUUUUCACCCUGGAAUGGGAGUUGAGGUUCUUUGCCAGAAGUCUUUAGUGAAAAUUGGAGAAAAUAAUGAACUGAAGAUGCAUGAUCUGCUUAGAGAUCUUGGAAAGGAAAUCAUUCGUCAAGAAAACGUUAAGGUGCCAGGAGUGCGUAGCAGGUUGUGGUCUCACAAGGAAGUCUUGGAUGUAUUGGAUAAAAGUGCUGGGACAGAUAAAGUUGAAGGGUUGUGUAUCGACUUCGGCGGUAAUUUAGGAAGCCAAUGUUGUUUGAUGAGUGAAGGAUUUACUAAAAUGACUAAACUAAGGUUACUCCGAGUUGAUUAUGCACACUUUGCUCCAGACUUUAUACCUUCUUUUUCGGAACUGGUAUGGCUUAGAUGGAAAGGAUGCCCUCGAGAAUUUACACUAACGAAACUUCAACCAGUGAACCUCGUUGUUCUUGAUCUGUCAUAUAGUUUUGUUACAAAUAAUUGGAUGGGUUGGAAGUACAUCAAGGUGGCAAAAAAUCUAAAAGUUUUGAAUCUGGCAGAGUGUCAAUACCUAUUCCGGACUCCUGAACUAGCAAAUCAUCGCUUGGAGGUCUUGAUUCUUGAAAACUGUAAAAAUUUAGUUGGGAUUGACGAAUCCAUCAACUAUCUUGAGAGGCUGGUCAUAUUGAAUAUAAGGGGAUGCUCAAAACUAAGGGAUCUCCCAUACAGCAUAUGGGGGUUGGCUUCUCUCAGAAACCUCAACAUACAUCAAUGCGAAGGUCUAGACAAGUUGCCUGAUUCCAUAGGCUUUCUCAAAAACCUUGUGACUUUUGAUGCCAGUUUUUGUUAUAUCAAGGAUGGGGGAAUUCCGGAUGCUUUAUGGUGGCUAUCCUUUUUGGAAAUCUUGAGAAUAGGUGGAAACAAUUUUCAUUGCCUACCAGUGACUGUUUCCAGCCUUUCCUUGCUCCAUACACUCGAUUUAAGGUUCUGCUACAGACUGCAAUCGCUCCCAGAACUUCCUUCUAGUUUGAAAAUUUUAAAUGUUACGAGAUGCAGAUCUUUGAAAUCUCUCCCAAGGCUUUCAAACCUGACAAAUUUAGAGGUGUUGUGUCUUGAUGAUUGUGAAAAUCUAGUGGAGAUGCCAGCUUUGUCAGGGCUGAGAAAUUUAGAGAAUUUAAGUCUUGAUAAUUGUCAGAGGUUAGAAGAGGUUAAAGGCCUCAAAGGGUUGGAUUCCCUAAAACUGUUGACAAUGAAGAACUGUGGAUCAUUAAGAAAAAUUGAGAAAAUAUCCAGCUUGAGAGAACUGAAAGAGUCAAGAUUUACGGGCUGCUCGAAACUAAUGGUAUUAGAAAUGGAAGGCUGCGAGAGAUUACUUGAGAUUGAGGGUCUUGUGGGAUUGGAUUCCCUUGAGCGUUUGACAAUAAAGGGCUGCACUUCAUUAAUGCAAAUCUCGGGACUGUCUGAAUUGGAUGAACUUCCGCAAAUGGUUUUCGAACAACUACCACUUCUGCAACUGUGUAAGAUGAAAAAUUUCAGAAUGUUAGAAAUCUUGGACUGCAGAUCAAUAGAAAAUUUACCUCAUCUCUUCAACUUGGGAUACUUGAAGCAUCUUUCCAUUGCCGGGUGCAUCAAAGUAAAGGAGAUUCAGGGCCUCAAUGGAUUGAUAUCCUUGGUGACGUUAGAUUUUAAUAAUUGCAUAUCUGUGGAAAGAAUACCAGAUCUCUCCUACUUGAGAAACUUGAAGCAUAUGUCCACCGCCGGGUGCAUCAAUCUAAAGGAGAUUCAAGACCUCAAUGGAUUGAGAUCCUUGGAGACGUUAGAUUUUAAUAAUUGCAUAUCUAUAGAAAGAAUACCGGAUAUCUCCAACUUGAGAAAGUUGAAGCAUCUAUCCACUGCUGGGUGCAUCAAUCUAAAGGAGAUUCAAGGCUGCUGGGAAUCUUGGAUGAUUCAGUGCCUCAAUGUAUUUGGAUCCUUGGAGAGGUUGGAUUUUAAUAAUUGCAUAUCUAUGGAAAGUUUACCGGAUCUCUCCUACUUGAGAAACUUGAAGCAUCUAUCCAUUGCCGGGUGUGUCAAUCUAAAGGAGAUUCGAGGCCUCGAUAGGUUGACAUCAUUAGAGAGGUUGGAUUUUACCCGAUGCGAGUUUAUAGAAAGAUUGCCAGAUCUCUCCAACUUGAGAAAAUUGAAGCAUUUAUCCGCUGCCGGGUGCAUCAAUCUAAAAGAUAUUCAAGGCCUCGAUAGAUUGGAAUCUUUGGAGACAUUGGAUUUUAAUAAUUGCUUAUCCAUGGAAAGAUUACCGGAUCUCUCCAACUUAAGAAUAUUGAAGCAAAGAAGGUUGAGCUCUUGUGGAUGGAGCACAAGACAGGGAGAAGAUAGGAGCGAAGGGGAUAUGGAAACAGAGACUUUUGCUUCAGAUGUAGAGCAAAACAGAAGCUGGAAGGGGAGUGAUGGGGAUGCUUAACUUUGAGGUUCCUACCUGAGGUCUCCUGAGAAACAGAUUUGAAUCCCAGAUCUUUCAAUCCUGAAAAAUGAGGGGUUAAGUACUAAAUCUGUUAAGAUUCUUGUACUGGUAUUUUAAGCCAAGAUGGAGUAUUUAAAUAAACAUUGGCAUCUUCACCAUUGGAUAUCUUCCUUGGAAACCUCACCAUUGAACUAAAAAUGCAGGUCUAAGGAGGAGCUUCAUUGGACCUUCCAGAUGAUAUCAAUUAAUCCUAUCAGCAAGAAAGAUUAUUUAAGUGUGCGCUUGGUUCAAUGAUAAGGUACGAAUGUUGUGACCUGGUGGUCAAGCAGCCGAAACAGUCUCUCGACAUUCUCGAGGUAAGGCUGCGUAGUUCUCGCCCCAGACCUCACACAUGCCGGAGUCUUGUGCACCAGGUAUGUCUUUUAUUAUGUAUUUAACAACAUCAGAGCCCCCUUUGCUUGGAGGUUUUUGAUUUGGAGGAUGAUAAAGAAGAAACCCAUUGGCAUAGAGCUCCGGAUGAUUUCACAUUCAUCCAGUUGAUUGCCCUACUGACAUACCUGAAAUACAACCUCUAUUCAGAGAGCGGAUCAAGGUCUCAUACAAGAACCAUUCUUGUACAGGACUGAUCCACACAGAUGGAAUCCACACAAGGAUCCCGUACAAGAAUGGUUCUCGUAUGAUAACAUGAUCCACACUCGUCCAUUCAUAUCGUAGAUAUAAUGGCUUCUGUUUUUGUACUUCUGUUUAUUAGAACCUUAACGAAAUAUUAAAUGGAUACGAAUAUUGAUAUGGUUUUUCAUAUCCGUCAAAUAUUUUGAACCAUUUCCAGAUAUCCAACUCAUUAAACAGACCUAAUACGGAUACAACUAGAUCCAUCCCAUAUUUGGUCCUUUUAGACCCCUAACCUUGAUUAUUUAUUCAAGUGGACGGACAAAUAAAAGUGACUUUAGUUAGGUACCUCGACCUUGUGAACUUAAUUUGAUAUUUAUCAUUGCUCAUACAGUUUCUACAUCCAUUGACAAUCUAGCUCUUGAUAAUGACAAAACGGGUACAGAGACUCUUGAAGCAAGACUAGAUGGUUGAUGCACCUACUUUCCAAACUCCCUCCCCUCACUUUCCCCUUGGACUUGGAGCCUUCGGCUCGCCCUCCCCCAGUAGUUCUCUCUCUCUCUCUUCUUAAUUUUUCCCCCCUCCUUUUGCUCUCUCCCCUCUUGCAAUUCCAUCUUUCUCCGCUUGCUAGGUUUAUAAUCUUUGUAUCUGUAGCAUACCUGAGCCUUGGCCUGGCUAUUCGCAGUGCUCAAUGGAGUACUUGCGUGAAGGUUGGUCGCUUGAUCAACUCCUCUCAAGUGCAUCGGUGCUUGACUGGCACCAAUUUCUUUGCUUUCCAAGAAAUGUGGCCAUAGGCCCAUGUGACUCCUCCGUGGGUCUGUACUUGGCCCCUAGUGGGUCUACUAUACAUUCCCUGGAGCAUUUGACAAUAAAAGGGUGCACAUCAUUAAUGCAAAUACUGGAACUGUUUGACUCCAAAGAACACAGGAUGUUAGAAAUCUUGGAUUGGAGAUCAAUUGAAAGAUUACUGAAUCUCUCCAAGUUGAGAAACUUGAAGCAUUUGUCCCUUGUCGGGUGCGCUAAUCUAAAGGAUCCUUGGAGACGUUGGAUUUUAAUAAUUGCAUAUCCAUGGAAAGAAUACCGGAUCUCUCCUACUUGAGAAACUUGACGCAUCUAUCCAUUGUCGGGUGCAUCAAUCUAAAGGAAAUUCAAGACCUUGGUGAAUUGGAACACUGGAUGAUUGAAGGCCUCAAUAUAUUUGAAUCCUUGGAGAGGUUGGAUUUUAGUAAUUCCAUAUCUAUUGAAAUAUUACCGGAUCUCACCUACUUGAGAAACUUGAAGCAUCUAUCCAUUGCCGGGUGUGUCAAUCUUAAGGAGAUUCGAGGCCUCAAUAAAUUAAAAUCAUUAGUGAGGUUGUAUUUUACUCGAUGCGAGUUUAUAGAAAGAUUGCCAUAUCUCUCCAACCUAAGAAAAUUGAAGCAUUUUUAUCCAUUGUCAGGUGUGUCAAUCUAAAGGAUAUUCGAGGCCUCAAUAGAUUGGAAUCCUUGGAGACGUUGGAUUUUAAUAAUUGUAUAGCUAUAGAAGGAUUGCUAGAUCUGCAUUUAUCGGCAGCCGGAUGCAUCAAUCUAAAGGAUAUUUAAGGCGUCAAUAGAUUGGAAUCCUUGGAGAUGUUGGAUUUUAAUAUUGCAUAUCUAUGUAAAGAUUACUAGAUCUCUCCUACUUGAGAAACUGGAAGCAUUUAUCCACUGCCGGAUGCGUCAAUCUAAAGCAUGUUCAAGGCCUCAAUAGAUUGGAAUCCUUGGAGACAUUGGAUUUUAAUAAUUGCAUAUCUAUGGAAAGAUUACCAGAUCUCUCCUACUGGAGAAACUUGAUAUCCAUCAGGGCCAUUACAAGGUGUGUCAAUCUAAAGGAGCUUAAGACCUUGACAAAUUGGAAUCAUUAGAGAGGUUGGAUUUUAUUGUGUUCAAGUUUGUGGAAAGUGUUAAAUAUUGUAGGUUUUUUAAAUUUACAUCCCCCUCCCCUGUACUUUGCUCUUAUUACAUCCCCCUCCCCUGUGUUUUCAGAAAUUACAUCCACCUCUCCUGUAGUAUGUUAAAUUUUACAAUUAGGUUCACUCCGUUAAAUUUUUACCAUUUUGUUUGUAAAAUAUUUCAGUAAUACCCACAUUACCCUCAUUAUUGUAUUUUUACUCUUUUAUGCUGAUAUACAUCUUUCUUAAUUCUGAAAAUCGAAUUAGUGAGAAACCUCAUCCCAUACAUCUGAACGGUGAACGACAAUCAAAGCUCUGGUGCUACCAAGACCUUCGGACCUUCUGCGUUCUUGUGGAUCAUUGGCAGGUGACAUAUUUCUACUUUCUUCUAUUUAGGGUUUCAUCUUUCCCUCAAUCCCUUGAUCUUUGAAUUUGACAAGCAUUCAUUUGUUCAUGAUCA